ACACACACCUCUUAUCGUUCGUUAACCUAAACACUCUUCAUUUUCCUCUAAUCCUCUCCAAUCUUCAACAGUAGGUCCCUCCUCUCCGAUCGGACGACGCCGGCGACCGCCGCUCACCCUCUCCGAUCAGAAGACGCCGGGGACUGCAACUCUGAUCAGAGCAGCCUUCGCUUGUCCUCCGUUUUGGUUACUUUUCUCGGUUUAAAGGAUACCACUAUGAAGAGUGUGCUGACAAUUACAGAUGACACUGUUCUGGCUACCAGCAUCGUUGUUAAUGUUUUACAAGAUCUUGGGAAUGAAUAUGUUGGAAAUUGUGAUUCACAAAUAAUCACUCAAGCCUUUUCUCUCAAUAAGCUGCCACUUGGAGCAUCAUCCAUGGAUGUUAUCAUUUCUAUUUGUAGAUCUGAUUUUCCAAGUGAUCAGUUGUGCGAGGAGAUCUUAAGAGUUUUGCAGCCUGAUGGGAUAAUCCUUAUUCAUAAGACUCCACAGUCUGUUGCAUUUGAGAAAGAUGAGCCCACUGUCAUGGUCAGAAGAUUACUUUUGGCAGGAUUUCUUGAAGCUCAAGUAAUAGAAAAGAAAUUAGUUUCUUCGUCUGAUGUAGAAAGCUUCGUGAUAAGAGCCAAAAGACCUUCUUGGAAAAUUGGCUCCUCUUUUGCUAUUAAGAAGCCUGCAAAAAUUCUACCAAAGAUUCAGCUUGAUGAUGAUUCUGAUUUGAUCGAUGAAGAUAGUUUAUUGACUGCGGAGGAUUUGAAGAAACCUCAGCUACCAGUUGGUGAUUGUGAAGUUAGCAGCACAAGGAAAGCUUGCAAGAACUGCACUUGUGGUAGGGCCGAAGCAGAGGAGAAAGUAGAGAAACUGGGAUUGACUUCAGAUUUGUUGGAAAAUCCUCAAUCUGCAUGUGGCAACUGUGGACUGGGAGAUGCUUUUCGGUGCAGUACGUGCCCAUACAAGGGUCUACCAGCAUUUAAACUUGGGGAGAAGGUGUCACUAUCUGGAAAUUUCCUUGCUGCCGAUAUAUGAAUUUUUUAUUUGGGGGGUGGGGGUGGAGGAUUGAUAUACUACGGGAUGUAUUUUUGAACUUAUGUUGAAUGGUUUGGUCAAAUGGAUAAUUGCUUAUUAGUCUUCUACUACUUGAAGGAGAAAUAUAAGUGAUCAGGCAAAACCAGUUUCAGUUGCAGGUGUGAACCACUUUUCCAUUAUGAUAUUGACUUAGAAACUAGUAAACAAUUUAAUUUUACCGAUGGGCAGUCAUGUUUUUGGAA
Molecule: messenger RNA, 1262 nt
Organism: Cucumis sativus (cucumber)
Lineage: Eukaryota; Viridiplantae; Streptophyta; Magnoliopsida; Cucurbitales; Cucurbitaceae
Product: anamorsin homolog
Exons: 8
Coding region: 217-1020 (267 amino acids)
Biological process (GO): iron-sulfur cluster assembly
Cellular component (GO): cytoplasm
Molecular function (GO): iron-sulfur cluster binding
Source: RefSeq, a predicted model, not a curated record